GCGGCUGCGGGGCGCGGCCGGGCGCGCUGCCCCGCGGCACCAGGGGAGGCUGCCCGCGUCCUCCCCGGCAUGGGGGUCGGGCUCGGGCCGGCACCCCGCGGGCGGCGCUGACCGGAGCGGCACCCGCCGCUGCCGCCGCUCCCGACCUCCGCGCCCGCAGCCCCUCGGUGGGGAGGCCGGGCGGCGGCGGCCGGCGCCCGCGGGCGGCCGGACGGCGCGGGGUUCGGCGCAGCGGGGCUCGGGACCCGGAAGCAGAAGCGGGGCCGGGAGGCGGCUGGAUGGGAAGGAGCGGCGGCGGGCGGCGAUGGGGGAGCAGCAGAGCUCGCUGAGCGCCCCGCGGGCGGCCGCAGCGCCGCCGAGCCCGGCCGGGGGCCCGCGGGAGCCCGGCCCGGACGAGCCGCCUUCGCCGCGAGAGGCGGUCCCGGGCGGCGGGGCGGCCGGGCCGGGGCGAGGCGGGGAGCUGCCGCCGGCCGCCGCCGGCCCCGAGCGGCGAGGGACCGAAGAGGAGGCGGAGGCGGCGGCCGGGCCGGAGCAGCCGCCGGGCUCGGGGGAGCCUGCGGCCCCGGCGGAGGAGGGGCCGGAGGGAGGCAGCGGCCGCCGCCGCCCCCCCCGGCGGCACGUGUACUGCACCGUCUACUGCGUGGAGAACGAUCGGCCGGCGGCGGCCCCCGGCUCCCCCCGCGGCGGGCCGGGCGUGGGGCAGCCCCCGGCGCGGCGUGGGGUGGUGUCGGGCGACGACCCGCUGUCGUCCGGCGGCAGCAUCGAGGUGGUGGACUUGUACCUGCUGCCCGAGCCCUUCUCCGGGCUGAUCGCGGGCGAGUUCGGGCCGCUGCUGGUGCUGAGCUGCCGCGUGUGCCUGGAGGAGAAGCCCAUCAAGCCCCUGUCCUGCUGCAAGAAGGCGGUGUGCGAGGAGUGCCUCCGGCGGUACCUCAGCUCCCAGGUGCAGCUGGGACAAGCGGAUAUCAAAUGCCCCAUCACAGAGUGCAGUGAACACCUGGAUGAAACAACUGUCCUCUAUAACCUGCCCCACGAUGACAUCAUCAAGUAUAAAUACUUCCUGGAACUCAGCCGCAUUGACUCCAGCACCAAGCCAUGCCCUCAGUGCAAGCACUUUACAACCUUCCGGAGGAGAGGCCACAUUCCUACCCCUGCCAAAUUGGAGAACAAAUACAAAAUCCAGUGUCCAUCUUGCCAAUUUGUCUGGUGUUUCAAGUGCCACUCUCCCUGGCAUGAAGGUGUUAACUGCAAAGAAUACAAGAAGGGGGACAAGCUGUUACGUCACUGGGCCAACGAAAUCGAACACGGGCAGAGGAAUGCCCAGAAGUGUCCAAAAUGCAAGAUCCACAUCCAGAGGACCGAAGGGUGUGACCACAUGACCUGUUCACAGUGUAACACUAAUUUCUGUUACCGUUGUGGGGAGAGAUACCGCCAGCUCCGCUUCUUUGGAGAUCACACAUCAAACCUCAGUAUCUUUGGAUGCAAAUACCGCUACCUCCCCGAGAGACCACAUUUAAGGAGAUUAGUGCGAGGUUCUGUCUGUGCUGGAAAACUACUCAUUACACCCCUAAUAUUGGUUCUGGGACUGGCACUGGGAGCCAUAGCUGUUGUAAUAGGUUUAUUUGUGUUUCCUAUCUAUUGCCUUUGUAAAAAGCAGAGGAAAAGGUCACGGACAGGUAUGCCCUGGUGAGGACGGACAUUACUCGCCUGAACUGAGCUGGUCCUGCAAGGGCUAUCCAUGUUUUGUGCAACAGAGCAAUACAGUGCUGGUUACAGCAUCAAAGCCACCGCCCUGGAAGAAGAAUGGGGGCUCUCCUGCCAUCUUCCCUCAGCUGAAAACACUACUGCAGACCAGAAAGCCUCUUUGCUCUGGUGCACUCUCAACAAGAUGGGGCCCCCUGACUGCUGCUUUUUAAAUAUUUUUGGUUUGGGUUUUUUUGGUUAUUACUUUGGAAGGGUUUUUUUGAGUCUAAGUUUCUGAACCAGACAAUCCAAGUCUGUAUUGUAGCCACAACUCUACUACCGAUCUGGCCUGUGAAGAAAGUGUUUAACUGCUAACAUGUGCUCGUUUAAUUUCAGUGUCGGCCUUUAAGGGGGAAAUGCUUAGAGGUAUUUGGACUCUUACUGUAUACUGAGCAUACUACUUUUGGUAUUAAAAACUACUUCUGUAAAUAACUUCCAUCACACAGCAUUCUGUUCAGCAUACCAAAACCCCAUCACAUGCCAGAGCACGACAGCUGGUUAUCUUCUGAGUCCUCCUGCUAGUGGAGUGCACAUUGCCACCGCCAAACUGCAGUGCCUCAGAGGGAAAUACACUUAGUACUGAAGCGCCGUGAUGCUUAAGAAUAUGGUGAUUAGUGUCACUUCAGUAAUUUAUUCAUGACAGUCUAUUAAUAUUAAGGGUGGGGGUGUGACAAGAUUUCUUACAACAGGACUUCAUUUUUAAAUUCUCACAGUACAGAAAAAAUUUGAAGGGUUUAGAUAACAAGAUGUGUCAGUGGCCUAAUCUGUCCUAAGAUCCCUGAAGUGUGUUUGCAGAGAAGCUGGAAACCUGCUCUUUUAUUCUAACUUGGAAUAGGAUACACAUGUUACACACUACCUAGGUGAGAAUUGACUUGAUGACAUUUUAUAACCUAAAUAGCACAUUUUGUUUGUUCCCUUGAGUAGGCUACUACUACAUAAGUCUUGGAGUAUCCACUGAUGUCUCAUGAGGAAAAUCUGUGAAUCCAGGGUAAGGGAAGCGAUCAUAAAUUCUUAGAAGACCACUUCAUUCUUACUUUCUGUUUCCAGUGUUUCUCUUCCUGGUGCAGGACAGUUCUGAAGAGAAUAGCUAUGUUUUUUCUUCUUUUCUUCCACUGUUUGCUACCAAACCUCUUUCUCAGUGCAUCAUGACAAAAGCAAUGUAAUUCAGCAUAAGGAAUCAGUUACUGAGAAUUUUUACACUUCUAAUUUUAAUCCAAAUUUAUCAUACAAAUAUAACUUAAAAGAAAAAACUAGAAUAAAUUUGUUUAGACAGAACACUGAAACAAUAAAGAAAGGAACUGAAUAAGAAAAAUACCUACUUCAUACUGUAAAAAUACAAGCUAAUCUUAGAGGAUUGGAUUUGUACUGUGAAGAUAUUUCUUUUCAGUGUGUGUGUUUGAAGAUACACACAUAUUUAUAUAUAUGUUUGUGUAUAUAUGAUGAAAGGGGAAGAAGGAAGAUGGGAAAUGUCCUUGAGAGUCUACUGACUUCAAAAUUUAGGUUUGCAAAUAAGGUAUCGUUUAAGGGGAUGUACUUUGUACCACUUUCUUUGAAAAUUGUUGUGAAAUCUGAAUCCAGUUGUAAUUUUUAAGCAAAUAGUGUUCUGCCCCACCAACUUAAUACUGUUAUAAGAUACUUUGACUUCAAAGCCUCAGUGAAAGAAGCUGAUGACUUUUGUUUACCUGGAAACACAAGUAUCAGCUUACCAUAGUUGGCUAGUAUGCUUGUUUUCUGUCAGCUUCUGUUUUUGUUUUCUUGCAGUUUUUUCUUCAAGCACACCAUACUAGUCAAUAGCUAAUAAUUUCCAUUUGAAUUUAAGGGCAUGCUGACCCUCUUAUCCUAACAGUAGGAAUAGUACUUUUCAAAGAUAUGCAAAUUAAGAAGGGAAGCAAUGAGAUUUAGAAAUAAAAUUCAGAACCUAUUGUCAAUGCAAAUUCGUCUGCUAUUUAGACUUACUUUCUUCUGAGACAUAUCAGUUUUCUAUUUGUGUUCUGUCUGAAGUUGUAAGCUGCCUUAAAAUUGGUCUUAGUUUUGAGUGUGUUUUCUGAGGCUAUACAUAUCAGUUGUCUUUGGCUUACUCAGGGAUUUUUAUUCCUCUCUUUAAAUGUCAAAUAAUGAAGAUAUUUUUGUAUUAUUUAGAAUAACCUUCAGACCUCAGAAAGCAAGAUAUAUAUAGAUAGAUUUGGGUUUGCAAUGUAGUCUAUAACUUGGUGUCAAACUAUUCCACUUGAGAAUAUUUUAGUACUUGAGAUUAUCUGUAAUUAACUCACAGUGGAUUAAUUUCCUUUCUUUUCCUGGUUCUGUAUAAAUGUGUGAGAUAUUCUUAUGGUCUUUGUAGCUGUUUUCACUCUGUCAUGUUUGCCAUUUUCAGUUUUUAACUAGAGUUCAGUAAGAUCUGAAAGAUAUUAGAAUAAAGAACAUAAAAGGGAAGAUAAUAGAUCUGCACUUACUUUUAUUCAGAAAGUAUGUCCUUGUGGAUGGAGGAAAGGAACAGACUCAGUUCCUACAUUAUCAUUUCAUCUAGGCCAUUUUGAUUUUAUCAGAACAGAUUAAAUCAGAGGGAAAUGGUUCUUCAUUUUCUGUACAGAGCAGAAAGAGACAUCUUUGACCUUGUAAAGAUGAGUAAGACUGUGCUUUUUGAGGUAAAGUUGAGGUAAGUUGAGGUAAAAAAAAAAAAAGGAAUUAUAAUAAUUUUUGCUUUUCUAUAGAACAGGGUAAACGUUCAAGAACCAGGCAGAAUAAGGAUAUGGAAAUAUUUUUCCAUCUGUAUAAAAAUAUUCCCACAUGAAAAGUACAUAAAUACAAUUUUUAUCGAUAUUAUAUAACACAGCCUACACUAAAGCAUGAGAAUUAGCUCUGUACAAAGUUUCAUUUUGGUAAACAUUAGCUUUUAAGCAACUCAUCGCAUCAAACCUUAUAUGCAUCAAAGCCACAUCAUUUGUUUUAAAAGCAUUAAUUUAUUCAUUUAAAAAAACUGAAUGAACAUUAUAAGGAAAUUAUGUAAGUGUAUUAAGUUUUUGUUACUACUCUAAAAAAACCUUCAGGCUGUUCUACUCCAUCUUCAUUAGCAGAAAACUUCAUCAGGCAGCUAUAUUAAUCUGCUAAGGCAGAUUUCGCACUACUGUAUGCUGAUCAUCACUGGUCACUGUGUUCGCUUUCAUGACAGUUAAUAUUAAGGAUUAUUUAUCUUUGUGCAAAGCUGUUGCUCAUCAGUACCUGUGUUCAGACUAGGAAAUGCUUAAAUCCAUUCUACACCACCCUUCCGUUUCCAGCUUGCCUGGGGCUGCAUUUGCCUGCGUGCAAUCAGAGCUGUAUGCAGUCAGAGCUGGGGCUCUGACACCCUGUGGUGUCGCGGUGUGUGUGUUCCAUCCCACUCCUGCUGGGAGCGCUGGCUGCACACGCCAUCCCACGGGGGUGAAAGGGCCGCUUUCCCUUUCUCCACUAUGCGGAAUUUACUUGUAUUUCAUUAAUGGGCUCAAGUCCCAGGGCUGCUCAGCCAUAGUAGCAGCAGGAUCAUUUUCUGUCCUGUGGCAUCUCAGAGCAUAGUAAGGUAUAUGUAUAGAGCUUAUCCAGGAGCUUGUGACUGCAAAGUAAUUGUGCUUUUCCUUAUGUCAGUGUAUUAGUCAGUGAGAGUUAUAGGUAGAGCAGGAAUACAAGCAAGAGGCAGAAAACCAAUUCCAAGUAGCUUUGUGCUGAGCUUACCCAUCAGGCUUGGUUCUGUACAGAAGUCAUUGACUCUGCAGUUCUCACCACCUCUAUAAUAAACAGCAUAUUCCUACCUGUUCACUGUCAUUAAAGUACAGUGCACUUUGAGUGAUCUGUUAUCUUCCUUUGAGGCAGUACAAAUGUGUAAGGGAAGAUUUUGUGUUUGGUUUUGGUGCUCCUAAUGCUGACUUUGUAACUCUUCCUGGUGUGUUAGGGGUUUUUGUAAUUUACACCUAUUUAUUCAUUAUAAGAGUUUUACUUUAUUAAAAAUAUUAAUUUGUAGGGACUACUGCCAAUUUUAACUAGAAGGCAUUUUGGAUCACCAUCAGGUUUUUUUAGCCAAGAGGCUUUUUGCUCUUCCAAAGACUGUCACUGUUUGUGUGAUGUGAAAUGGUGUGUGGGUGAGGCAGUAAUUCUCCCAGAGGAUAAAAAUUCACCAGUGAUGGAAUGGUUUCUUCAUGCCAGUUAGAUUUGAGAAACCAUUUAAUAUUCAAUGGCCAAAUAGUUUGCCAUGCAGAUUCUUGGUUGGUUUGUUAGAUUUUUUUAAAUUUAGCUGUGUUAUUUUGUUUCUUGAGCAAACCUUAGAUCAUAAUUUUUGGUAUGCUGAUUGUGCAGGUUCAAGUUGUGGAUAAGAACCACAGAUUGCUGUUACUGUUAUAAUCUAUAUUAGAUCUCUGCAGAUGGAAAGAAUCCUACAUGAGGAAACUAUUAGAUAGUUUCUUACUUUCUCUUAAUUUUUAAGCCUUAUAGUUGCAGUGAGUCAGCUUCAGUCCUGUCAUCAGUCACAGCCCCAUUAAAAACCAGAGAAAACAAUUUUUAUGCCAGUGUAGAAUUUGGUCACGAAUACUUUCAUAAAAACAUCUGGAAGCAUGUUGAUAGCCGUGGAAAACCUGGUUCACUUCUUAAGAAGUGCAAAGUACUAUGGAGCCACUUCUCUCAUUAGCAGAAUGAUGCCAAUGUUUUUAGUAAGCGCAGGAGAGGGAAGGAGUUGGGAAGAAUUUCCAAACAACAUUCUCAUUAGAGCAGAUUGUCAGGAGAGGGGAUACUAGCUUUUAGUAUAAUAAAAAAACCUCAAUCCUUUGAGUCACUAAUAAAAUUAGAAACAACACCCAAAGACAGUGUGAGAUAACAUUUCUUCAAAUUCUGCUUCCUUUGAUGUAACAAUAGCACACUGUAAGAAGUGGAAUUGCAGCUGUUCAAUAUUUUUAGGACUUAACACAUAAUAAACUUGAGGACACACAACAUCUAAAAAGUUAUGUUGCUGGUAGUUUAUCUUUGGUAGUUUAUCUUGCUACUGCUACAUUAAAAAACAGCUGAGCCUUGAUUUGAUUGAAAGACAGUGUUUUGACUGGUGUUACAGCUUGAGCAGUGCUUAACACCCCAAAACAUUUUUGUAAGAAAACUAACAAAUGCAGUUGCUUGCAGACUGAAGCUUCCUCGCUGAUCCUUCCUUACCUUUCUGUGCAUAAGAGUUCAGGAACCAUGUGUUCUGUGUGCAGUAAGGAACAGCUGCACAUAUUAGGCAGUUAAUCACUGAUGCUUCUCUUCUCUUGGCCUAAUAGCGAAAUACCAUAAGGUAAGGAAAUGAAAACUGAUCUUAGAGUGCAUGCUCCGAUUUCGAAGUUAAAAAUGUGUAAUAAGUUUUAAUUACUCCAUAGCAAAAAAUAGAUUCAUACAUUUUGAAACAUAAUUCCAGCUGUUUGUUUAUAAAUCUGUCUGUAUAACACAAUAGUUAUAAUAGUGUUGCAUUUAUUAAAAUAUGCAUAUUGUGCAAAGGAAAACAUUUUUUGGUGCUUAUUUGGCUUAUCAAAACAUGAAAAAUUAAUCUGAAGUGUUUUGGAUGGAUAAAAGUCGGAAGAGAAGCUUAUUGUGUAAAAAAUAUUUGUUUAGCAUAAAUGUGAGUUUUGCACACACCUUAAAUACAGUUGCAUGCCAACCCCAUUCAGUGUUCACCUUGUUGAAAAUUUGUCAGAUUGAAAACAGUAUUUUUGAAAUCUUUAACUUACUGUCACAGAGCAUGAUGUUACUAACACAAUGCCACAUUUACCUCAUUUUUAGAAGGAAAUAUAUUUACCAAAUCUAGAGAAGCUGUUCAGGUGUUUUAAACCUGUCCUGUAAAACUAUGAUGCUGUCAGAAAACAUUUUCAUGCCUUAUGCAAGCUCUGGAUGAGUGGACAGAUUCAGUCUUUAGUCACGGACUAUGUUUUUGCAUAAAAAAUGCACUCUGAAGAGUUCUUCAUGUCAAUUUGCAUCCUGCUGCUUUGUGUCCAGAAAUUGCAAGGACAGGGAUAGAUUUACAUUUCACUGUUUUGCCAUCUCAUAAUGUUUACUAUGUUUCCAUUCUUAUACACUUUGUUUGUAUGCUCUCCUCCUACUUCUAAAUUUUGUAAUUUGAAACUGACUUGUGUAAAUGGCUGAAGAUCAAAUUGGACCUGUAAAAUGUGAUCUCGUAAGAAGUUGCUUUGUUAAUGCUUUGCUGAGCUAUAAGCAAAAGAUUUCUUUUGUUGUAUUUACAUUACUAAAAGCAAGUUGCUGUAAUCUAUUUUUCUUCAGAGCUUUUAAUUUUGCGUUUUUAAAAAUGCAGUUUUUAAACAGCACUCAUCUUUGUUACAUAACUAACCAUCUGAGUACAAAAUAACAUUUUUGGGUAUUUGUGAAUUCUUGUCACUAUGGUAGAGAUAUAGAGCAUACUGCUGAAAAGAGAGAAAAAUAUCUCUGAGGAGUGUGUCCAGGCUGAAUUUAAUUCCAUAACAAUUCAAUGAGAAGUCCUCCCUUGCCCCCAUCUCUUUUUUUUGUAUCUUAGGGUAAAGGGUUCCCUUUAAAAUAGGUUUAAUUUGAAUGGCAAGGCGUGAGGGUAGUAAGAUAAUAGAUCAUAUCCUUUUUAGUGUUCAAGCCUCUGGCACAAUUAGGAUGCUGGCCAAACACUGUGGAAUUAUUAAGAAAGCAAUUUCUAGUUCUGCAUUUGGGCAACACACAGGCUAGAUGCAUGAGUGAUAGGAAUGUUUUGUAGUAUCUUUAUGGGAUGACUUAAGAACUUAUAAAAACUGGAGGAAGGCAAUGCCCAUUAAAUCAACACUUGAAUUCCAGUAUUUAGUGUUUUGUAUAAUGAGGGAUUUUAAAUGUGUAAGUGCCUUAUUGCGUGAAACAAAUGAAAGAUGUUCAUACCCCUCAAGAAAGCAAUAUGGGAAAUCCUGUUCUGUGGACUCAUACAGUUAUAUUAAGCCAAAGUAGUGAGUAUUGGUUUGCUCAGAAAGUUGACAAAUGUUAUAUUAGGUAAGAAGUUAGCCUAUCAUAAAAGUAAUCUGGCAAGCUUAUUUUUAUUCUGAUGAUGUCAUUUCUGUGGGGUUUUUUUAACUUACUCUUUGCCCCCAUCCCCUCCCCGACUCCCAUCUUCCUUUAGAUUUCUGCAGUAAUGCAUCUUAAAUUGUUGUUAAAGUUCAGCUCCUCCAACAUAAGAAGCCAUGAGUUUUCAACCAGUGAAGGAAAUGCAGCCUUUUGCAGAAGAGAAUUCAGCCAAAGUUCAGUUAGAGGACAGCCUCUUGUGGCUGUACCUGCCAGCUCGGGGGCUCACUCAUGCCUUGUUCUCACUAAUUGUUGGAGGUGGUAGCGCCAAGGAAUGUGGCAUGUGGAGGUACACUCUAACUAGGCUGGGACUUAAAACAGGUUGAGAGCAUUUCAUUGUUGUCCAACUAAAACUAACAUAUCCUGUUAAUAAAAGUUGGUAACUCCUCUGAGGUGGGUACCAGUGGGGACGGAACCAUCACUUGAGAUGGUGGUGCAGCUCUGGGAUCUCUAUCCAGCCCUUCGCUGCAGGGUGGGAGGUGUGAUCUGGAAAAAUAUUACUUAUUUUGCCAUCUUCUGAUAGCUUUAAAAUGGGUGUUGAGGGCUUUAUGUCUUCUUCCUUCCUUUUCCAAAAGACAGUGGAAUUUUACCCUUUAUGUCCCAGACUUACUAAAAGACCUGUUUGUUCAUACUAGCAUUGGUGCCACUAUUGUCCAUCUAUUAUUGAAGUCAGGAAUAAGCUACUUUUCUAAAAUGACCUUGAAUUUCAUGAGCUUAUGGUAGCAAUUACCUGUCAAAAAAAAAAUUAAGUAUAAAAGGUAAUUGUCAGAAGGAAAUUGAAUUGAUGGGGGGUAAGAAGAAAAAUUAUGCUUAGAAGGUCUAUUUUUUAUAGAUUCAUUGUCAUAAGAUAGUUCUAUUAGGUUCAAUUUCUUCCACUGAGAAUUUAUAAAGGAAAGGAGAAGAUGAGUGUCCCUUUGAACCUUUUAUUUUCCUGAAAUUCUUGAGUUUUUCAGAACUGUAGGAGGGGAUUUUUUCCACCAUGGAGUUACUAAUUGAUAAUAUAGCUGUCACAGUGUUAUUUUGAACACUACUGUGACUGUUUAGUCAGGAUUACAUAUCUGAAGAUUUUGGUGAUAGGGAAUUUGCUUUAAAGCCAUACUGCAAAACAAUUGUAAGUGAAUUACCACAUAUCUUAAUUACUUCUUUUUCAGCAUUAUCUCAAAAUUUUAGGCAUUAAAAAUUUGAUCCAUCUAUAAUGCAUUAAAUAGAAGAUUCAUGUAUCAAAAUACUCCUUCAACUUUGAGUUACUGUUUAUUUUUUACUAGUUAUUUCCUUAAAUGAAUUGUUUCUCUCCUAGAACCAGCAGACACAACCAAAAUGCUGAUAAGAUUUCCCCAUUAUCUUUGCCUUGCAUUUAGCUGAUACUAUAUUUUCUGUUGCAUAGUAUUGCAACAAUGGUCUUCAUGCUGUAAUAACUUGAUGAAAAUAUUCAGUAGUCUCGGGCAAUAUUUUACAAAUAAUUCAUCUUCAAGUUGGUAUUUUAAAUACUAAUAAUCACUGUUGAGUGCUACCUAUGUGGGUAGCAUACCCAAUGUUUUGUCAAUGUUUUGUAGGGAUUAUUUCUUGCUACCCUCUUCAGAGUGCCUUUUCAUUUAGGAGGUCUAGAAGAUGGUUCAUUAAAGUCUUCUGUUGAAUCUACCAUAGUAUUGUCUGAUCUUCAAACAUGUCCUGAUGAAUGUAUAACUAAAAUCUUGUGCUUUAAAAAGCUGUAGUAGACACAGGUUGUAUAUGCACAUGCAUGGAUACAAGGGAAGGUGUUCUGCCAAUGUUUGUCCUGCUGGACAGGACCUUUCGAAAGUAAGUGAAUUUUUUAACAGUUUUAUUUUCAAAAUGUUACCUCACUAGUAUUCAGUAGUAGAUAUGUCUCUGUAUUGCUUCACUUUGCUAAAUACAAUCACGGCUGUUUAAUUUUUAAAAGACUGCGAUGAAUCUGGUGUUCGUAUGAGACUGAAUUUCGUAAGACAAAACUUACGGUACUUUGUUUCCUUUAAAGGCAUUCCUUUCACUUACACUGACAUCCCAGGCCCCUGUUAGAACAGACUGAAAACGUACUUCCCCAUGAUGAAAUGGAAGAAUGUACAGUUGCAUUUGAGUGCACUCCACCCAUCUUAGAAUCAAUAUUCAGAAAUGGGGGCGGGGGACAGCAGAUUUGAUUAAUUGUGGGGAGACAUACAUUGUAGAAUUUGUUCACUUGCGCACAAGGGGUUUUACAAUGUCAUCUAGUAAUGUCUGCCUAAUAAAGUUUUGAAAAAGAAAAAUUAAA
Messenger RNA from Poecile atricapillus (Black-capped chickadee), 11050 nucleotides. RefSeq names its product ring finger protein 217 (gene RNF217). The record is from RefSeq and is a predicted model, not a curated record. Gene Ontology annotation, molecular function: ubiquitin protein ligase activity; ubiquitin conjugating enzyme binding; zinc ion binding. Gene Ontology annotation, biological process: positive regulation of proteasomal ubiquitin-dependent protein catabolic process; protein polyubiquitination; ubiquitin-dependent protein catabolic process. Gene Ontology annotation, cellular component: cytoplasm; ubiquitin ligase complex. Lineage: Eukaryota; Metazoa; Chordata; Aves; Passeriformes; Paridae. The transcript is spliced from 6 exons. Bases 305 to 1687 code for a protein of 460 amino acids.